UCCCACACAACGCACACGAAAGUUGUGAAACUGGUGUUGUUGGGCUGAGAUAAUGGCGAAGAAGAAGGAGCUGCUAUCGAAAGCGCCGUGGAGAGGCGACGACGAUGAUUCCGACAAGUUCAGCGACGCGAAGCUCAAGGUCACUAGAGAAUCCGGUGGCACUUCCACCAUGCACGUCCCUCGCCGCCGAUCUGAUGGCUCCGCCGCCAACGAUGACGAUUCCCUCGAAAUUGAUCCUGAGCUUCGCUACAGCUUUCAGCGAAACUACCAGUUUCUUCAAAGAGUGUUCACCAUUGAUACUUUGGUGAAGCCUCUUCCUCCUGCAAUGGCAUACAAUGUCUCCCGCAACUUGAGCUUCUUCACCCGCAUUUUCACACAGUUCUUUGAUCCCGAAGGCAUUGCAAACGCUCAAAAAUCUCUGGGGUUGGGGCAGGAAGAGAAAGCUCGCCGGGUUCGCUGAGAGCAACCAUCUAGGAGAGGCCUUGGGAAUGAAACCUCCAGUGUAUCUUUGAUUGUUUUCAUUAGGGUUUCGACAAUGUUGUCAGGAUGUUUGUUAUGAUUUCUCAAGUUCAAUGAAAUUUCCUUAUCCUCUUGAUGUUA
Molecule: messenger RNA, 600 nt
Organism: Tarenaya hassleriana
Lineage: Eukaryota; Viridiplantae; Streptophyta; Magnoliopsida; Brassicales; Cleomaceae
Exons: 3
Coding region: 53-460 (135 amino acids)
Cellular component (GO): chloroplast envelope
Source: RefSeq, a predicted model, not a curated record